This is a messenger RNA of Ostrea edulis (European flat oyster), 6897 nucleotides long. RefSeq names its product cytosolic endo-beta-N-acetylglucosaminidase-like. The coding region runs from base 4768 to 6633 and encodes 621 amino acids. Gene Ontology annotation, molecular function: mannosyl-glycoprotein endo-beta-N-acetylglucosaminidase activity. Gene Ontology annotation, biological process: protein deglycosylation. Gene Ontology annotation, cellular component: cytoplasm. Lineage: Eukaryota; Metazoa; Mollusca; Bivalvia; Ostreida; Ostreidae. The record is from RefSeq and is a predicted model, not a curated record. The transcript has 14 exons.
UUUCAGAUGCAGACCCACACCGAUGCUGAUACUAGAUAUGGUCCUAGGGACAUGGAAUGGAAUUCAUAGUGGACUUCCGAAUCGCAAGAGAUCCUCUUGUUUUUUGGUAAGGUUUUUACCAGGCCAUUAACCAGCAGCCAAUAGAAUAAGCCUGUAGAAAUCUAGCAGCCACAACGAAAAUCAUGGAAGGACUGAAAAAUAUCGGUACACACCCUACAGAUAUCUUGAGUGAUGUUCAUAACGAUGAAUUUCAUUGGAUCAUGUAAUCGUUCAUGGAGCCAUUCGAUGUAAUAUGGUGGAUCACAAACCCUUGACUUGGGAAGAUGGCGAUAUGAUGGCUUUUUGAAUGAGUCCGUCUACACAUUCUACAGAAUAUUCCCCAUAUAAUAUUGUGUUUUGGAAAGGAGUGUCUUUACCUAUUGAUAUUUCGUCGAGCUACUGGAAAAAGCACCCAAAAUUGAAGAUAAUGGAGGGACUGGCAGAACAAGGUCAAAGAAAAAAAAAUUAAGUUGAGUAAAAUAGAAAUAUAAAAAUUCCUAAGUUCAAACUUCGAGAUGAUGUCUUGGUAAAUUGUGAAGCAAACUCCAGGAGAAAAUCCGAACCAUUUACUUAGGUUACGACGGUCGAAUGAUCACGUGAAUCUAGAUGUCUCUGUUCAUGCUGAUAGGAUAAAAUCUUUUUUUAAAUCCCAGGUAUUAUUCUCCGCCGCCGAAUAAUCAAAGAUAUAACAAUUUAAAACAAAAAGUCAAACAGAACAGCAUGCAUCGUCAGAAAACAAAUCCAAACUUGCGGCCGAAAAAAAUGUAAAAGUCAAGAUGGAUGAGUAUUGAGAGAAGUAUCAUUUGGUACAGAGCAUAUUUGGGAAUCUUCGAAAUUCUCAAUUUUUGAAACAAAUAUAUCGUUCUUUAGGACAAGUAAAAAAUUAAAAGAGAGAGAAAAGUUACAGAAACAAAUAUCGAGACGUACAACUCAAAGAGGUAAUCAGAAGGUUUGGUGCAAAGAGAUUUUAUAAAACAUGUGUUAAAAUUAAAUUUAAAAAACUCUCCAUUUUUCACGGUAGUAAUGGAAGUUGCAAGUAAAUUCUUUUCGUUCCCCAUAAUUUUGCAACUUAUCAUUUGUUACUUCAAGAUUAAUACAUUUAAUCAUGGCGUCAUUUUGUGCCAAUGAAAAGAAAGGGGAGAUAAUUUUUCCUCAUUCGUUAUACAUGAUUUGAUGACCAAACUAUAAAUGCAAAAUAGUUAGAGCUAUAUUAUCACUAUUGUGGGUUCAAAGUAGAAAACUACUAAUUUUCACUUAAUAUGGUUUGGUCCAAUUAAUAAUCAAAGAAAAUGUAUCGGUUGUCGCCUUUUUAAAGCUGUCGGGACAUAUAUAAACAGAAGUGUAUGUAUGUCACCAUCAUCGCAUUAAACAGCAUAAUAGAACUCCAUAAGAACUGGGUAAAAUGAUAAAAUUUUAAUUAACAAUUUCAAAACACUGCUACUUUAUAAAUAUUUCUAUAAUGCUCAAAGAUUAAUUGAUUAAAGAUUUUGCAAAAAACCUAUUAUUUCACAUGGUAGAGUUACCCCAGGGAAUAACGCAAAAUACACAGCAGAUAAAUAGUUAGCAAUUUCAUCAAGAUCAAAGUACUAAUAAGCAAAUCCCCACCCUUAUGGCGAUAUUUUCAGAGUUUUUGCAACUCAUGAUCAUUUGAAUAGUUAUUUCAUAACGGGAACAUCUUCAGCAAACUUACACUUCUCUCUUCGUGUUUUGGUUGAAUGGAAAUUGUCACUUUCUUUUUCCAAUCAACACUUGGGUGGCAAACUUUUUACAUCUGUUAGUAAAAUUUAAAAAAAAAAAAAAACCUAAACAAACAACAACAAAACCAAAAAAAAAAAAAAAACCAAAAAAAAAAAAAAAACCAAACAAACAAACAAACAAUCAAUUCUUUAAAAACAAAAUAAACAAUUUAACAUUGCAAUAUAUGGUUUUAUAAAAUAUUUAAAAUGCAGUGUGCAUCCUGUAUGAUCCUCUUAGAUUUACGUGAAAUGACUGUAUUCCAGUUCCACUCUCAAUGACCGCAUGGCGUGUGACAUCGCGGCGAACAUUGAACUAGGCAUUCCUUGUGUCACCGAUUAGGCUUCCGAACAAUGCGAUAUCGCUCUUUAGAGGAUUGUUACAUAAGAUUUCAGAAUAUCUUUGAGGGAUUGGGUGAUCUUCAUUACAAUGCAAAAUUUUCUCCUAUUUUCCGUUGGGAACGGUCAUGUUAGUACAGUGCAGGGAAGGGGGUCCUCCCAACCUUGUUUGAAAAUAUAUGCCUAUUUUUAUUUAGUUACAGUUGUGAAAUACUAAUUAUUGGUCCCUUCUGUAGGUUGGAACCUCUGAAUAAAAUUACGUGUGUUGUAACCAACCCCCAAGGGAAAAAUGUCUGAAUCCGUGCAUGCAUACAUUAUGAAGCUGUACAUGCCCUAGUGAUAGCACCGUCAACAUAAGUGUUCCAACUGAUAUAUCAUUUCGUUUCGAUCUAGUUUCGUUUCUGUUCAUUUCGUUUCAUUCGGUUUCGUUAAUAUUUGAGUUUACCUGAGCUGAAAGCUCAAAUGAGCUUUUCUGAUUACCUAUUGCCCGGCGUCCGAACGCCCGUCCGUCCGUAAACUUUUAACAUUUUUAAUUUCUUCUCCAGAACCGCUUGGCCAAUUUCAAUCAAACGUGGCACAAAUUAUCAUCCUUCGAUAAAGGUGAUUCAAAUUUAAUCAAAUGAAGGGUCAUGCUAUUCUUCAAGGAAAGGCAAAAUCAGGGUUGGGUAAUAAAUAAUAUUAUUCUCAAGAACCUUUGGGCCAGGAAAGAUGAAAUUCACAUGAAAGCUUCCUGACAUAGAAUAGAUUCAAGUUUGUUCAAAUUGGCACAAUAGGGGAUCGAAGUUUAAUAUGGAGAUAUGUAGUAAAGCUAUUUAUAAAUAUUCUAUUCAAGAACAAACGGCUAUGAUUAGUCGAAUGAAUAUUCAAGCAUGCCAAGGAGGUGCGAGUUCAAGUUUGUUCAAUUUGUAGUCCCCGGAAGUAGAGUGGGUGUCAAUAGAGGAUCAAAGUUUUACAUAGGAAUAUAUAUGGGGGAUCUUCUUCUCAAAAACAGCAGAGCCAUGGUUGGUCGUAUUAAUAUGCAAGCAUCCCCAGCUAGUGUAGAUUCACCUUUAUUCAAAUUGUGGCCCCCAGAAAUAAUAUGAGACCACGAUAGGGAAUUAAAGAUUUUCAUGGGAAUAUAUAGAGAACAUCCUCUCAAGAGCAGCAGGCCCACUAUUAGUGAUAUUGAUCAUCCACAAUUAAUGCAGAUUCAAAUUUAUACAAAUCAUGACCCCCGAAGGUAGGGGAGUCACAAAGAGGAUCAAAGUUUUGAAUACAUACUAAAAUAUGUAAGGAAACGUCUUUAGAAAUCUUCAUCUUAAAGAACAGCAGGGCCAUAUUGAUAUGAUAUGUGAUAUUGAUAUGCAAGUUGGCAAUGCAAGCAUCUUCAGAUUGUUCAAAUUCAAGUUUGGUCAAUUCAGAGGUCCCGGGGUAGGGUGGAGCCACAACAGGAGAUCGAAGUUUUAUAUGGGAAUGUACAAGAAAUUAAUUAAAACAAAUGCUUUCACGAGUUAUGUACAGGACAACACUAAAUCAUAACAAAUUCAGGCCUUUUAAAAAUUUGUAAGAAUUCAGGUUUUUCCCCCUUCAAUUCACUAACGCUGGAGUUAGAGUGAAUCAGAUAGAGAAUAUACAUGUAGAAUGAAAAAUAAUCCUUUAAAAAUCACAAACGCAGCGGAAUCAGAGUGACCCAGUCAGGUGAGCGAUGUGACCCAUGGGCCUCUUGUCUUCAUAAAUAUUUUGGUGGAUAUGAGUAUAUUUUAAUAGCUCUGUUUAAUGAAAUAGGAUGUGAAAAAAAAAAAUCACCUAAAAAAUUGUCUGCUCCGCUGGAAUUUCACCGGUAUCAGACGUCAAUCCAAAUCCGGAAUCAGACAACUAUAAUAGAGUGCCAAAUUAACAUAAACUCAAAUAAUUGAAGAUAUCUCUCAUUACUUGAAGAUAGCAUCAAUUCAAUAUUGUGCUAUUGUUACGCAAAAUUUAAUUUGGAGCUCGGUAUAAACGUUUAAAUGCUAGUAGAUUAGAAAUAGAUAAUAAAAUGUAUAUAAAAAAAGUAUCGUCAAUUUCAAAAAGCGCACAUAAGUUUAUACAAAGUCUGGCCUUAAAAUUUUGAAUGGAACCCCCCCCCCCCCUUCUUUAUAUUUUACCACAUAAUUAUCUUCACCUUUCAUAAUUAAUUUUUAAAGUCGUGAUAACGAAAAGUUAACUCUUAGAUAAAUUAGAGAUCUUCCUUCGUAAUCACGGGAUAUUCAUCUCAUUAUUCAACUAGUUAUAGUGGUUCGAUUUGUUUCACGAAUAAUUAUACGUACAAUUUACUUACCCAUGCAACUUCAUAUACGUCUCUUAAGCGCUUCAAAACAAUGAAAAAAAUUAAGCAUUUUUGAAGAAGUGAAAAUACUUUGAGCGAGAUAUAAACAAGUUAAUUUUUAUUUUAUUUUUUACAGUUCUAUUCUAUAGAUGAAUCCUUUGAUAUAGAUGUUUUUUGCUCAUCAUCAUGGCGAUUGAAAUUAUUGUUUAUUCGAUAUAAUCCUUUAUUUCCAGCAUUUGUAUCCACUAAUAAUUUUGCAAAUUUAAUUGCGAAAUACUGUACACGGCACUGCGUGGUCAGUCAAGUGAAUUUUAUUGACUUUAUUGAUAAAAUUUCAAACUCCUGUGGUGCGUUGCUUGAUGAGAAGGUACAAUGCAGAAGAAUAUGGAGUGUUUACCAAUAAAAACAUUGGAAGAGCUGGAAGCAUGGACUCCUAACAAACUUGUCGAUUGUAAAGUUUGCUCAGUCCCGAUAGCUGAAAGAAAAGAGAGGUCUAGUGCCACUCCCAGAACUUUGCUAUGCCAUGAUAUGUGUGGUGGAUACUUGAAAGACAGAUUUGUACAAGGAUCUGAAGAUCAACUGCCUUACCGGUUUUAUCAUUGGCAGUACAUUGACAGUUUUAUCUACUUCAGCCAUUAUUUUGUCACUGUUCCACCAGUAACAUGGAUAAAUGCAGCACACAAGCAUGGAGUUAAAGUUCUUGGAACAUUCAUAACGGAAUGGGAUGAUGGCAAGAUUAGAAGUCAGAGGUUACUAGAAUCUGAAGAUUCCUUUAGGAAGGUGGCCAGUAAAUUGGUUGAGAUUACAAAGUAUUACAAAUUUGAUGGAUGGCUGAUCAACAUUGAAAAUGUUAUUGAGUCAGAUAAGGUAGAGAAUCUGUGCAAGUUUGUGGGAUUUCUGACUGACCAACUCCACGCAGAAGUGCCAGGCUCUCAGGUGAUCUGGUAUGACAGUGUCCUUAACACUGGAGAACUGAAGUGGCAGAAUGAACUCAACAGCAAAAAUUGCAUGUUUUUUGAUGCAUGUGAUGGGAUAUUCCUGAACUACAACUGGAAAGAUGAAACUCUGCAUCACUCGUUGACCCUGGCCAGGGACAAAGGGAGGGACAUGGAUGUGUAUGUGGGGAUUGAUGUGUUUGGGAGAGGCUGUUUGGGGGGUGGAGGAUACAACACUGUAGAGGCCCUAGCUGCAAUCAGAAGAUUCAACAUGUCUGCAGCCAUAUUUGCACAAGGAUGGGUUUGGGAAACACAAGGAAAAGAAAAAUUCACAGAAAAUGAAAACAGAUUUUGGAGUUUGUUGGAUUGCUUACUUCCUUCAAAUGAAACAAACUGUAUGCCUCUUUCAACAACAUUUUGCCAAGGAUUUGGAGAGAAGUAUAGCUUACUUGGGAAGGUUAUCAGAGAGGAAGCCUGGUAUAACCUAUCUCUUCAGGAUACUCAGCCCACAUGUACAAACUCACAGUUCCUCAGGCAUCAGCUUCAGUUCCAGCCAUCUAUAGACCUCUGUACAGAAGACCCAUUCACAGGAGGAGCUUGUCUAAAACUCGGUGGAAGGUUGUCCAUAGACGGCCAGCCACUUUUGUUCAGAUUAUUUGAUACCUCUCUGACUAUGCCUCCAGAGGAUGUUAUUGUGUCUUACACAUAUAAAGUUCCCGACACAACAUCCUGUGGUUUAUUUCUACAAUUAGAGGUCCAUGAAAGCAAUGGAUCAAAGCGGCUGUGGAUAUUGCGAGACAGGGAAGUGUCGCAGACCCCACAAAACAUGGCAGUAUACAGCAGUUUGUCGUCUGAUGAAGUGUUAGAAUUGAUCCCAAAUGCAACAGUAACCCCAAGUAAUGGUUGGAUUACAAGGUAUUUCUGCAUCAAAUCAAAUGAGGAAUUCAUACUGAAGUCCAUCAACUUUGGAUUGCAAUCUGCAGGUUGCCUUGACAGACAGUCUGUACAAAUUGGUCAUUUACAGAUUAUAUCCAAGAAAGAUCUUCAGUCACUGCCUACAGACAAAGCUUUAGAACAUGUGCAGUGGGAGGAUGAGGAACAGGGAGGGUGUAAGGUUACCUGGCAAUGUUCCAAGGACUCGGCUGUUACUUACUACAAUGUAUACUCCACUUCAGAAGGCAGUAAAACCCUGCUGGGACAAAGCAAACUCAGUUGCUUUUACACUGAUGUAAAGAACAAGGGGCAUUUGUCUGUACAGCCUGUGUUCUAUUCUACAGUGGUAGGGAAGGAAACAACAUGCUAGCUAGCUGGACUACUUGGAUUUUUUUUUUUUAAUAUUUCUGUUACCAAGACUUCUCAGGUUUUCCUGUUACAACUGACAGUGUGAAAUAAAACAACAAAAGAAAGUUUGUUGAUCAAAAUUAUUUCCUAUGUUUCAUGAAAUGAAAUGAAUAAUUCAUGUACAUGCGUGUACAGAUACAUAUCAUAGAGAAAAUAUGUGCAAUGUGAUAUAUACAGUGUUUUUCUUCUAAUGUACUUGUUUGCAACUAAUAAAUGAUAGAUGGUU